Messenger RNA from Brassica rapa (field mustard), 3340 nucleotides. Its product is annotated as L-type lectin-domain containing receptor kinase I.8. Gene Ontology annotation, molecular function: ATP binding; carbohydrate binding; protein kinase activity. Gene Ontology annotation, biological process: protein phosphorylation. NCBI's taxonomy places the organism in Eukaryota, Viridiplantae, Streptophyta, Magnoliopsida, Brassicales, Brassicaceae. The record is from RefSeq and is a predicted model, not a curated record.
UGGGCUAAGAAAAGUAAUCAGUGAGAAGCCUUGGCUUUGAAUAAUCUUUAAACUACAAUAAUGUGUGGAAUCUGCGUAUAUUUUAAACAGAGAAUACAAAUAAAUGAUAGCUGUCUUUCGGAAUUUAUCAAGUCAACUCUUGUUAAAAUUUCUUGGAAAUGGCAAAAUGCAGAAUGUUCUUCUUGUGGUGCAAUGAUAUAACCUUGUGUUUGCAGAUGGAGAAGAUAGCUAUUAACCAUACCAUCGACUCAGAGUCGGAGACAAGCUUAUUCUCAAAAUAGCAAAAACACUGUUCUAUUAAAAAAUGGCUCAAGGAUUGGAUCUGACCUGGAUGGUGAUCUCUUUUCUUCUUCUGAUUCAUCUGUCAAGUCAACAAGAAACUAGUUUCAUCUUCAACGGUUUUCGCCAGGGAGAUCUUCACGUUGCUGGGGUUGCUCAGAUCCUUCCCGGUGGACUACUGCAGCUGACCAACACCUCAGAGCAGAAGAUGGGUCAAGCUUUCUUCAAGCAGCCCUUGGAGUUCAACUCAUCUGAAUCUCUCUCCUUCUCAACUCAUUUCGCCUGUGCAAUGGUGCGUAAACCGGGAGUAACCGGAGGAAACGGGAUCGCUUUCUUCCUAUCUCCCACCAUGAACCUUUCGGAGGCAGAUGCAACUCAGUACUUGGGACUUUUCAACACCACGACCAAUAUGUCUCCUUCAUCUCGUAUCUUCGCUGUUGAGCUUGAUACUGUCCAAAGCGCGGAGUUUGAUGACAUCAAUAACAACCAUGUUGGUGUCAACGUGAACAGCCUGACCUCAACCGUAUCUGCUCCAGCUGCUUACUUUUCAGACAAAGAAGGUCGGAGUAAAAGCAUUAAUCUCUUGAGUGGAGAUUCCAUCCAGGUCUGGGUGGACUACGAUGGAAUCAUACUAAACGUUUCACUAGCCCCUCUCCGAGUUCAGAAGCCGAGUCAGAGUCUUAUCUCAACAUCCCUCGAUCUCUCAGCACUUCUCCAAGGCAAAAUGUUUGUCGGACUAUCUGCAGCAACAGGGCAGUUAGCAAACAACCAUUACAUACUCGGUUGGAGUUUCAGCAGAAGCAAACAGUCACUACAAAGCCUAGACAUCUCCAAACUUCCCAAAGUUCCUCACCCCAAGAAAAAACUCUCCCCGGUGCUGAUCCUUCUCUUGAUUGUACUCAUAAUAAUAGUCUUGUUACUCCUCGGAGGAGCUUACCUCUACAGGAGAAACAAGUACGCAGAAGUAAGAGAGGAAUGGGAGAAAGAGUACGGUCCACACCGUUACUCUUACAAAACCAUCUACAAAGCAACAAAAGGGUUCCACAAAGAUGGGUUUCUCGGCAAAGGAGGGUUCGGAGAAGUCUACAAAGGAACUCUCCCUCGCGAAGGAGACAUAGCAGUGAAGAGAUUCUCACACGACGGACAACGAGGGAUGAAGCAGUUCGUGGCAGAGAUAGCAAGCAUGGGGAGAUUAGACCACAGGAACUUAGUCCCGCUCCUCGGCUACUGCAGGAGAAAACGCGAGUUCUUCCUCAUCUCCAAGUACAUGCCCAACGGAAGCCUAGACCAGUUCUUGUUCCGAGGAGGAGAAGAAUCACCAUCUCUCCCUUGGACCAAACGUUAUUGGAUUGUAAAAGGAAUAGCGUCAGCGCUCUGUUACUUACACAGAGAAGCCGCACAAGUUGUUCUCCACAGAGACAUCAAAGCUUCGAACGUGAUGCUCGACUCAGAGUUCAACGGGAAGCUGGGAGACUUCGGUAUGGCUAGGUACCACGACCACGGAGCUAACCCGACCAUGACGGGAGCUGUGGGAACCGUGGGAUACAUGGCUCCGGAGCUGACCUCGAUGGGAGCUUCGACAAGAACCGACGUGUACGCGUUCGGAGCGUUCUUGCUCGAAGUAGCUUGCGGGAGGAGACCCGUGGAGCCUACCGCGGCGGCGGAGAGGCAGUUUCUUGUGAAGUGGGUUUGUGAGUGCUGGAGGAAGAAGGAUAUGCUCAAGGCUCGUGAUCCUAAACUGAGCGGCGAGUCUUAUUCGUCUCGGUCUGUGGAGUUGGUGAUGAAAGUGGGGUUGCUGUGCACGAAUCUUGUACCGGAAGCGAGGCCGGAGAUGGAGAGAGUUGUGCAGUAUCUUGAAGAGCUGGUUCCGUUGCCGGACUUUGAACCGGAGACGCCGGGGAUUGGGGUGCUUAGUUCGGUUAUGGUGGGAGGAAGCUCGUCGGUGGUGGUGUCUAACGGUUCGUGUCCGGCGACGACUGAGUCUAUGUUUAUUACUCACUCGAUUCAGUACGGAGAAGGACGAUGAAAGCACUCUUAAGCUCAAACGUUUGUGUUCUUGUAAUUUUAUUUUAUUUUUGUUUUGAUUUUAAAGUUUGCAAUUAAUAUUUUAUUUAUUGUUAAAAAAUGUUUUAGAGAAUGUAUACAAAUUAAUUUAUGAAUUAGCCUCAGGCAAUUUAUGAUUUAUUGUGUUUGUUGAAUAAGAGUUGGGGUUAAAAUGAUCCGUUUAGAGUUCAGAGUUUUUUUGGCUAAUUUUUAGAAAUUGAGGAUUUAAAUGUCAAUUUCAGUUUAUUCCUUCGUCCUCCUCGUCCCAAAACCUGGUAGUAAAGGUUGUUGUGCACACAGAUGCGCCCCAAGUUGAUAUAUCAAAGCUUCUGAUGCUAUGUUAGAUACUGUGGUUAGGGGAAGGCCGCAUUGACCCCCAGAGCUUGCAACAAUGGCAGCUUCCUGAGCAACCGACACAUGUAUGCUUUUGUGCUUGAAGUAACCUUUGGGAAGAAACAAUCUGUGGAUGCCACUCCACAAACGGUUGGAAAAUGGUUUAGCUCCGAGUUUGAGAGUUGAAUUCUCAGCUGAGGAUUGCCAGAACUGAUUUGUUUGAUGAUUCUUCCUUCGUUAGCAGCUUGCGAGGUUAUGAGAUGCAUCGCUUUGUGUUCAGAGAAGAUCUACACAUCAGAUCCAGACUCUCUGUUUCAUCAUCAGCAAUGGCUCGUUGGCUGCUUCACAUCCUGAUUAUCUCCUCUCUUCAUCUUGUUUCUCUAUCAAGUCAACAAGAGACCAGGUUUGUCUAUGAAGGUUUUAGCUCCCAAGAAGAUCUUUAUCUAGACGCUUCUGCCAAAGUGCUUCCCAAAGGAUUACUGCAGCUGACAAACGAUUCAGAUCAUAAAAUAGGCCGGGCAUUCUACAAGAAACCAAUUCAGUUCAGUUCCUUCUCAACACAUUUCGUGUGUGCUCUGGUGCCUAAGCCAGGUAAAGAAGGCGGCCAUGGUCUUACCUUUUUAGUAUCUUCUUCUCUGGAUUUCUCGCACGCACAAGAUUCAAGAUUCUUGGGGGCUUUCAACGC